UCCCCGCCGCCGAAUCCCGGGCGAACAUGGCGGCCCCCGCGGCGGGGCCGGCGCUAAUUCCCGACCCUGCGUCCCCAGAGGGCCAGGAGGAGACGAUUCUCUAUGACUUGUUAGUCAACACCGAGUGGCCCCCGGAGACGGAAGUACAGCUUAGAGGCAACCGAAGACAUGGUGCAUCCUUUAUCAUCACAAAAGCAAUUAGAGAUCGGUUAUUGUUUUUACGCCAAUACAUCUGGUACAGCCCUGCACCUUUUUUGCUCCCUGAUGGACUGGUUCGCUUGGUGAAUAAACAGAUAAAUUGGCAUUUGGUACUUGCAAGCAAUGGGAAGCUUUUGGCUGCUGUUCAAGACCAGUGUGUGGAGAUCAGGUCAGCAAAAGACGAUUUUACAUCUAUUAUUGGGAAAUGUCAAGUUCCGAAAGACCCAAAACCCCAGUGGAGACGGGUCGCGUGGAGCUAUGAUGGUACGCUGCUGGCCUAUGCCGAAAGCACAGGAACUGUGAGGGUGUUUGAUCUCAUGGGAAGUGAACUCUUUGUCAUUACCCCGGCAUCUAGUUUUGCAGGUGAUUUGAGCUAUGCUAUUGCUGGAUUGAUAUUUUUGGAAUAUAAAGCAAGUGCACAGUGGUCGGCAGAACUCUUGGUCAUCAAUUACCGUGGAGAACUUAGAAGUUAUCUUGUAAGUGUUGGAACAAAUCAGAGCUACCAAGAGAGUCACUGUUUCAGCUUCAGUAGUUAUUAUCCUCAUGGAAUCAACACAGCUAUUUACCAUCCAGGCCACAGACUUUUACUAGUUGGUGGAUGUGAAACUGCUGAAGUGGGCAUAUCAAAAGCUUCUAGCUGUGGUCUUUCUGCCUGGAGAGUACUUUCAGGGUCACCUUAUUAUAAGCAGGUUACUAAUGGUGGAGACAGGGUCACUCCGGUACCAAAGACUCUGGGUUUACUGAGGAUGUUAAGUGUCAAGUUUGGCAGUCGUCAGGGACAGGAACAGGAUGGAAUCUUUAAGAUGAGCCUUUCUCCACACGGGACGCUCCUUGCAGCCAUUCACUUCUCGGGGAAGCUGAGCAUCUGGGCCGUUCCCUCUCUGAGACAGCAGGGGGAAUGGGGUCAGGAGGACCAGCCAGGCUAUGAUGAUCUUAAUCCUGAUUGGAGGCUCUCUGUUGAGAAGAGAAGAAAAAUAAAAGAUAAAGAGUCCUUUUACCCACUGGUAGAUGUUAAUUGGUGGGCAGAGAAUGCGGUGACUUUGGCUCGCUGCUCUGGUGCUUUGACUGUUUCAUCUGUGAAAACGUUGAAGAAUUUACUGGGAAAAUCCUGUGAGUGGUUUGAACCAUCGCCUCAAGUCACUGCUACCCACGAGGGAGGAUUUUUAAGUUUGGAGUGUGAGAUUAAGCUUGCCCCCAAACGAUCUCGUUUGGAGACUAGGGCUGGAGAAGAUGAUGAAGGAGAAGAGGAUUCUGAUUCAGAUCAUGACAUAUCUGCCAAGGCUCGCUACUUUGGCUAUAUCAAGCAAGGCCUUUACCUAGUGACAGAAAUGGAGCGAUUUGCACCACCUCGGAAACGCCCGCGAACCAUUACUAAAAACUACCGCCUUGUGAGCUUGCGGUCUACAACCCCGGAGGAACUUUAUCAGAGAAAGAUCGAAAGUGAAGAGUAUGCAGAAGCCUUGUCUCUGGCUCAUACCUAUGGCCUGGAUACUGAUCUGGUAUAUCAGAGGCAGUGGAGGAAGUCAGCGGUCAACAUUGCUUCAAUUCAGAAUUACUUGAGUAAAAUAAAGAAGCGGUCCUGGGUUCUUCAUGAGUGUUUGGAAAGAGUUCCGGAAAAUGUGGAUGCUGCAAAAGAAUUGCUUCAGUAUGGAUUAAAAGGCACAGACCUAGAGGCUCUUUUAGCAAUAGGGAGAGGAGCAGAUGAUGGCAGAUUUGCAUUACCUGAUGAAGUAGACAUUGACAGCAUCUCCUAUGAGGAGAUUUCAUUACCUGAUGGAGAGUCUGCUGGGAAUAAAAAGGAAAAGGAACUUCAGAAGCGGCAAGAAUUACUGAAAUUAGUGAACUUUUCAAAGUUAACACUGGAACAAAAGGAACUUUGCCGUUGUAGACGGAAAUUAUUAACCUAUUUUGAUCGACUUGCAACAUAUGAGGAAAUCCUAGGAGUGCCUCAUGCACUUGAACAGAGAUACGAUGCUGAAUUCUUUAAGACAUUCAGAAAUCAGAAUAUUGUUCUCUCAGCAAGAACUUAUGCUCGGGAAAGUAACGUUCAAGCCCUAGAGAUUCUUUUCACUUACCACGGGUCAGCCUUGCUUCCUCACCGCCUUGCGAUUCUCUCCAACUUCCCAGAGACGACUUCUCCACACGAGUAUUCUGUGUUGCUGCCUGAAGCGUGUUCUCAGGGUGACUCCUUGAUGAUCAUUCCUUGGCAUGAGCAUCAACACCGGGAUAAAGAUUGGUGUGAGGAGUUGGCAUGCAAAAUGGUGGUUGAGCCAAGUCUCCCAGAUGAAAGCGAGUUCCUGUAUGCUGGACAGCCCGAGUUACUCCGGUACAGGACAGCCCAGCUUGCAGUAGAGAUGGUUACAGACUGGUACCAGACCAGAGCCGAAGAAAUAGAGCACUGUGCCCGGCAGGUUGACUGUGCAUUGUCACUUAUUCGGCUUGGAAUGGAGCGGAAUAUUCCUGGUUUGCUGGUUCUGUGUGAUAAUUUGGUUACUCUGGAAACAUUGGUUUAUGAAGCUGGGGGUGACUUGACCCUGACGUUGAAAGAACUCCAGCAGAUGAAAGACAUUGAAAAACUAAGAUUACUGAUGAAUAGUUGUUCUGAGGACAAGUAUGUGACAAGUGCAUAUCAGUGGAUGGUCCCCUUUCUUCACCGUUGUGAGAAGCAAUCUCCUGGUGUGGCUAAUGAACUAUUAAAAGAGUAUUUAGUAACCUUAGCUAAAGGGGACCUAAAAUUUCCACUGAAGAUAUUUCAGCAUUCCAAACCUGAUCUACAGCAGAAAAUUAUUCCUGAUCAAGACCAGUUGAUGGCAAUAGCACUAGAAUGCAUCUACAACUGUGAACGAAAUGACCAGCUCUCUUUUUGUUAUGACAUAUUAGAAUGUCUGCCACAACGAGGAUAUGGUGAUAAGACAAAAUCAACCACGGCUCUUCAUGACAUGGUAGACCAACUUGAACAAAUUCUCAGUGUGUCAGAGCUUUUGGAGAAACAUGGACUUGAGACACCGAUUUCAUUUGUUAAGAACACUCAGUGCAGCUCAGAAGAGGCACGCAAGCUGAUGAUUAGAUUGACCAGGCACACUGGCCGGAAGCAGCCUCCUGUCAGCGAGUCUCAUUGGAGAAUGUUGCUGCAAGACAUGUUAGCUAUGCAGCGGAAUGUUUACACGUGUCUUGAUUCUGAUGCUUGCUAUGAGAUAUUUACGGAAAGCCUUCUGUGCUCCAGCCGCCUUGAAAAUAUCCGCCUAGCUGGGCAGAUGAUGCACUGCAGCGCUUGUUCUGUAAAUCCACCAGCUGGUUUAGCCCAGAAAGGGAAAACCCAGUACAGGGUCAGCUACGAACAAAGUAUUGACUUGGUUUUGGCUGCCGGCAGAGAGUACUUCAAUUCUUCCACCAGCCUCACGGAUAGCUGCAUGGAUCUGGCCAGGUGCUGCUUACAGCUGAUAACAGAUAGACCCUCUGCUAUUCAAGAGGAGCUGGAUCUUAUCCAAGCCCUGGGAUGUCUUGAAGAAUUUGGGGUAAAGAUCUUGCCUUUGCAAGUGAGAUUAUACUCUGAUCGGAUUGGUCUCAUCAAGGAGUGCAUUUCCGAGUCCCCAACAUGCUAUAAACAGUCAACCAAGCUCCUGGGCCUUGCCGAGUUGCUGAGGGUAGCAGGUGAAGACCUGGAAGAAAGACGUGGACAGGUUUUAAUCCUGUUAGUAGAGCAAGCACUACGUUUCUAUGACUACAAAGCAGCCAGUAUGCACUGCCGGGAGCUGAUGGCAGCAGGUUAUUCGAAAAGUUGGGAUGUUUGUAGCCAAUUAGGACAAUCCGAAGGUUAUCAGAACUUGGCCACUCGUCAGGAGCUCAUGGCUUUUGCUUUGACACAUUGUCCUCCUGGCAACAUUGAACCUCUUUUGGCAGCUAGCAGCUCUCUGCAGACACAAAUUCUUUAUCAGAGAGUGAAUUUCCAGAUCCACCCAGAAGUAGGAGAAAACAUCAGUGUCUCACCAUUCAUUAGUAAAGCACUACAAGAGGAUGAAGUAAGUCUUGCAGGCAGGAAUUCAGCUGACUUCUUGCACUGGACCACUGCUGCCACCAUGAAAGUUCUUUCUAACACGACAGCCACCACCAAGGCUGUGCUGCAAACUGUCAGCGACGGGCAGUGGUGGAAGACAUCUUUAAGUUACCUUCGACCCCUUAGAGGGCAAGGAUUUAGUGGUGCUUAUCAAACAGGAAUUGUAGCCAAUGAAGGUCUAGAAAAGCAAGGAUGUCAUCCUUUUUAUGAGUCUGUCAUCUCCAAUCCCUUCAUCACUGAGUCUGAAGUGACCUAUGACCCCUAUCAGCACAUCCCAGUGGAAAGCUUCGCAGAAGUGUUGCUGAGAACGGGGAAACUGGCAGAAAGUAAAACUGAAGGAGAAGAAGUAUUUCCACCGACAGAAGUUCUCUUACAACUAGCAAGUGAUGCUUUACCUAACGACAUGCCCUUGGCUCUCGCUUAUCUCCUUGCCUUACCACAGGUGUUGGAUGCUAACAAGUGCUUUGAAAAGCAGUCCCACUCUGCUUUAUCUCUCCAGCUAGCAGCUUAUUACUAUAGCCUGCAGAUCUAUGCCCAUUUGACACCGUGUUUCAGGGACAAGUGCCAUCCUCUUUACAGGGCUGAUCCAAAAGAGCUAAUCAAGAUGGUCACCAGGCAUGUGACCCAAUAUGGACACGGAGCCUGGCCCGAGGAUGUCAUUUCCCUGACGAGGCAGUUACACUACUACAAUGAGCGCCUCCUGGAUCUCACUCAGGCUCAGGUCCUCCAGGGCCUUCGCAAGGGCGUGGACGUGCAGCGCUUCACCACCGACGAACAGUACAAGAGGGAGACGAUCCUUGGUUUGGCAGAAACCCUGGAGGACACCGUAUAUAGCAUCGCCCUUUCCCUGGCACAGCGGUACAGCGUCCCCUGUUGGGAAGUUUCUGUGACCCACUUGGAGUUCCUGUUCACCGACAGUGGUUUGUCCACAGUAGAAAUUGAAAAUCGGGCCCAAGCCCUUCAUCUUUUUGAGAGUCUGAACACUGAUCCUGAAGCCUUUCACAGGCACAUGGUCAGAUACAUUUACCCCACUAUUGGGGGCUUUGAUCACGAGAGGCUGCUGUAUUAUUUCACUCUUCUGGAAAGCUGUGGCUGUGCAGACUUUGGGAAAUACACUAUUAAGCCAGAAACCCACAUCCGGCUGCUGAAGAAAUUUAAGGUAGUUGCAUCAGGUCUUAAUUACAAAAAGCUGAUAGAUGAAAACCUGAGUCCUCUUGAAGCAUUGGAGCCAGUUCUUUCUAGUCAGAAUAUCUUAUCUGUUUCCAAACUUGUUCCCCAAAUCCCUAAAAAGGAUGGACGGAUGCUUUCCCCGAGCGCUCUGUACACCAUCUGGUUACAGAAGUUGUUCUGGUCUGGAGACCCUCACCUCAUUCAGCAAACCCCAGCAUCUCCUCCGGAGUGGCUCCACGCCUACGAUGUCUGCGUGAAGUACUUCGAUCGACUCCACCCGGCCGACCUCAUCACUGUGGUUGAUGCAAUGACAUUUUCUCCAAAGGCUGUGACCAAGCUGUCUGUGGAAGCACGCAAAGAGAUGACUAGAAAGGCUAUUAAGAGGGUCAAGCAUUUUAUUGAGAAGCCAAGAAAAAGAAAUCUGGAAGAGGAUGUUCAAGAGGUUGGCGAUUCUAAAAUUACCUUUGCAGAUACCUUGACUCACCUGGAAAAAUCGCUCGCCCACCUGGAAACCCUCAGCCAUAGCUUCAUCGUUUCCCUGAAGACUAGUGAGCAGGAACUACUGCAGAAGUACGGUGACCUCUAUGAUCAGUCCCGAUCAGAAAAGGGGAAAAUUCAUGAUCAAGCUGUGGCCAUGUGCCUGGACGGUCAGCCUCUGAGGAUGGUCCAGCAGCUGCUCGAGGUGGCCGUUGGCCCUCUUGACCUCUCGCCCAAGGAGGUGGUGCAGAGCACAGUCGCAAGAAUAAUCUGUGCACUGAGUGGAGGCAGUGCUGACCUUGGUGGGCCGAGGGACCCACUCCAGGUCCUGGAAGGGGUCAUUGCAGCUGUCCAUGCUAGCGUGGACCAGGGCGAGGCGCUGGUUUCCCCCGAGGACCUGCUGGCCUGGCUGCGGCCCUUCUGCGCUGACGCUGCCCUGCCUGCGAGGCCGCGUGUCCGCGUGCUGCAGAUGGCGGAGCAGCUCUUCCACCUGACCGCGGAGGACAGCAGGCUCCUGGUGCUCUCCAGAACCGAGGCCAUCCUGCAGGCCGCCUGGCCCCACCGGCAGGUAAAUAUAACUGACACUGACAGUGAAGAGAACCGCCUCGCUCUCUUUCUGGAACUCCUGGACUCCAGUCACCAUGAGGCUGAAUUUCAGCACUUGGUUUUGCUCUUGCAAGCCUGGCCGCCGAUGAGAAGUGAGUCGGUAAGCAACAUAAGCAAUAAUCCGUGGUUGCAGCUAACUACAGCAAUGUUAACCAGAUGCACAAUGGAGAACAAGCAAGGUCUGGGAGAGGAAGUUUUGAAAAUCUGUCGCUCUUUAUAUAGCACGAAGCAGAUGCUCCCUGCAGAGUGUGUGAAGGAGCUCUGCUCGCUGCUGCUCAGCCGCUCUCUCCUGCUGCCCUCCCUGAAGCUUCUCCUGGAGAGCCGAGAUGCGGGCCUGCGCGCUGUGGCCCUGGAGCAGAUCACAGGGGUUGCUGAGGUGGAUGAUUCAAAUUGUGACCAAGAACUCCUUUCCCUUCUCCUGGAUGCCAAACUGUUGGUGCAGUGUCUCUCCACUCCCUACUAUCCCCGUGUCGUGGACCACCUCUUGGCCAACCUCCAGCAGGGGCGCUGGGAUGCCGACACACUGGCCAAGCACCUGCGAGAGGCCGGCCACGCCGCCGAAGCCGGCUCCCUGCUGCUGGCCGCACGGGGCACUCACCGGGCCCUGCGGACUUUCCGCUGCGCCCUCCACGCAGGGCAGCACUGGGUGUGAGCCGGCCUCGGGAGCCCUGGUGGGAGAGUCUCCAGGGCAGGCGGCUGCCGGAAGCCACAGGUGUAUCUGCUGAUUGUUCUCCGUGCUCCCAACAAAUUGCAAAUAAAACUGGAUAUAAAUGACAAGCAA
Choloepus didactylus (southern two-toed sloth) is the source of this 7286-nucleotide messenger RNA. RefSeq names its product NBAS subunit of NRZ tethering complex (gene NBAS). The record is from RefSeq and is a predicted model, not a curated record. Gene Ontology annotation, molecular function: SNARE binding. The coding region runs from base 27 to 7157 and encodes 2376 amino acids. Gene Ontology annotation, cellular component: endoplasmic reticulum membrane; Dsl1/NZR complex. The transcript has 52 exons. NCBI's taxonomy places the organism in Eukaryota, Metazoa, Chordata, Mammalia, Pilosa, Megalonychidae. Gene Ontology annotation, biological process: retrograde vesicle-mediated transport, Golgi to endoplasmic reticulum.